Tripterygium wilfordii is the source of this 974-nucleotide messenger RNA. Its product is annotated as ycf20-like protein. Lineage: Eukaryota; Viridiplantae; Streptophyta; Magnoliopsida; Celastrales; Celastraceae. The coding region runs from base 34 to 732 and encodes 232 amino acids. The transcript has 2 exons. The record is from RefSeq and is a predicted model, not a curated record.
UUGAUUCGUGAUCCACUUACUCAGUGAUGUGCCAUGGAGGGCCGCUUGGGCUCUUACAUGGCAACGCCCAAUACCGUCAAAACGUACGUUAGACCGUCGUUGCUGCGGCCGGAUUGUGUCCGUUCAAGUUCAACCACUGGGAUCGGUCACGCUUUUCGCUGGAAGCUCUACUCCGGUUGCUGCUUUGUUCGUUUAAACCAGCUGCGCUUGGUCCACAACUUCAGGAGGGUGGCCUGGUCAAUUAGGAGCAGCAUAGAUGGCAGUGGAUUGGAUCCUUCAUCUGCAAAUAGCACUAAUGGCAGCACCAGAUUGAUCAAGGCAAUUCAGUCUAUUCAGGCUAAGCUGGAUGCUAGGAUUCAAGAGCUAAGGAAAAAUCUUCCACUGAAAUUACUAUUUUUCUUGGUGGGAUUCUACUGCGCCACCGCCUUUGCAACUGUUAUUGGGCAGACAGGCGACUGGGACAUUUUAUCUGCGGCCUUGGCUGUAGUUGUUGUAGAGGGGAUUGGGGCUCUCAUGUAUAGCGGUUCUCUUCGAUUACUCAACAAGAUUAGGAGCCUAAUCACCCUGUUUAACUAUUGGAAGGCUGGGCUUUCCUUGGGUCUUUUCUUGGAUUCAUUUAAGUAUGAAGUGGACAAUAUUAUGGACUCAAGUAACCUCUUCAAUUUUGAAAUUGAUGCACUCUCUGGAUUCUUGUACUUGUUUACUGUUGCCUUUUAUUCCCAUGUAUUAUGAGGAAUGCAAGCAGGUCAGGAGUUCACUGCAAGUCUGCAACCAUGGAAGCUUAAAGGCAACCGUAGGUGCUUCUUUAAGACAACCAUUUUUGAGGCACAGAAUGUACGGUUGACUUGACUGUUUAGGGUUUCCUUGUAUAUGAUUAGUACAUAAAUUGGAAAUAUUUCACCAAAUGCUUGUAUUGAAAAUGGAGAAUCUGUGUAUUUAUGAUUGAAUAUAACUAUAAUAAUGGUAUAACUAUA